AUGCAGCAGCCUCCUCCUGGAAUACAGCAGGAUACUCCUGGGAUUCAGCGGGCUCCUCCUGGGAUACAGAAGACUCUUCCUGGGAUACAGCAGACUCUCCCUUGGAUACAGCAGGCUCCUCCUGGGGUACAGCAGCCUCCUCCUGGGAUACAGCAGACUCCCCCAUGGAUACAUAAGGCUCUUCCUGGGAUACAACAGACUCCUCCUGGGAUACAGCAGGUUCCUCCUGUGAUACAGCAGGCUCCUCCUGGGAUUCAGCAGGCUUUUGGGGUACAGCAGGUUCCUCCUGGGAUACAGCAGGUUCCUCCUGGGAUACAGCAGGUUCCUCCUGUGAUACAUCAGGCUCCUCCCGGGACACAGCAGCAGGCUCCUCCUGGGCUACAGCAGGCUUUUGGGGUACAGCAGGUUCCUCCUGGGAUACAGCAGGUUCCUCCAGGGAUACAGCAGGUUCCUCCUGUGAUACAGCAGGCUCCUCCUGGGAUACAGCAGGUUCCUCCUGGGUACAGCAAGCUCCAGACCGUCAUUAGAGUUGCUCGUAACACCAUAAUUGGCUCCACUCGAGAUUGGCGUCUGAGGACCAGAGGGCAUCAGUCGCAUACUCUCAGCUUCAACCCUCCACCUCCACAAUCCCAAAAUAUCAGGCCUCCAUCUCGACAGUCCCACAACUUCAAUCGAUCAUCUCCACAGUCCCACAGCUUCAGACCAAGACCUCCACAGUUCCACAGCUUCAUACAUCGACCUCCACAGUCCCACAGUUUCAGACCUAGACCUCCACAGUUUCACAGCUUCAUACAUCGACCUAAACAGUCCCACAGUUUCAGACCUAGACCCCCACAGUUCCCACAGUUUCAGGCCUCCACCUCCACAGUCCCACAGUUUCAAUUCUUCACCUCCACUGCCCCACAGCUUCAGUCUUUCACCUCCAUAGUCCCACAGCUUCAGUCCUUCACCUCCACAGUCCCACAGCUUCAGUCCUUCACCUCCACAGUCCCACAGCUUCAGUCCUUCACCUCCACAGUCCCACAGCUUCAGUCCUUCACCUCCACAGUCCCACAGCUCCACAGUCCCACAGGUCCCACACAGUCCACAGCUUCAGACCCCACAGUCCCACAGACCUCAAACUCCACAGCAGCUGCAGGCCACCCUCACAGUUCUGCAACUUCAGGGCCUCCACCUCCACAGUCCCACAGUUCAGGCCUACAUCUCCAUAGUCCCAUAGCUUCAGGCCUCCACCUCCACAGUCCCACAGCUUCAGACCUCCACAGUUUUAGGCCUAAAUCUCCACAGUCCCAUAGCUUUAGGCCUCCACCUCCACAGUCCCACAGCUUCAGGCCCCACUUCCCACAGUCCCACAGUUUCAGACCCCCACAGUCCCACAGCUUCAGGCCCCCACCUCCACAGUCACACAGUUUCAGGCCUCCACCUCCACAGUCUCACAGCUUCAGGUCUCCACUUCCACAGUCCCACACUUCCCACAUCCCACAGCUUCAGGCCUCCACCUCCACAGUCACAGUUUCAGGCCUCCACCUGCACAGUCCCACAGUUUCAGACCCUAAAUCUCCACAGUCCCACAGCUUCAGGCCUCCACCUCCACAGUCUCACAGCUUCAGACCUCCACCUCCACCUCCCACAGUUUCAGGCCUCCACCUCCACAGUCACAUAGUUUCAGGCCCACCUCCACAGUCCCACAGUUUCAGGCCUCCACCUCCACAGUCCCACAGCUUCAGACCCAAAUCUCCACAGUCAUACAGCUUCAGACCUCCACCCCACAGUCCCACAGCUUCAGGCCUCCACCUCCACAUUCCCACAGUUUCAGACCUAAAUUCCACAGUCCCACAGCCAGGCCUCCCUCCACAGUCUCACAGCUUUCAGGCCUCCACCUCCACAGUCCCAGUUUCAGCCUCCACACAGUCACACAGGCCUCCACCUCCACAGUCCCACAGUUUCAGGACCUCCACCCACAGUCCCACAGUCCCACAGUUUCAGGCCUCCACCUCCACAGUCCCACAGCUUCAGGCCUCCACUUCCACAGUCCCACAGUUUCAGGCCUCCACUUCCACAGUCCCGCAGUUUCAGGCUUCCACCUCCACAGUUCGCUAUAAAAAUCCAGCUCUACGGAGAUUUAUGUCUUUUUCCCUUACGUCCUAA
This is a messenger RNA of Homarus americanus (American lobster), 2148 nucleotides long. RefSeq names its product pollen-specific leucine-rich repeat extensin-like protein 1. The transcript has 5 exons. Lineage: Eukaryota; Metazoa; Arthropoda; Malacostraca; Decapoda; Nephropidae. The record is from RefSeq and is a predicted model, not a curated record. The coding region runs from base 1 to 2148 and encodes 715 amino acids.